Molecule: messenger RNA, 1092 nt
Organism: Funneliformis caledonium
Lineage: Eukaryota; Fungi; Glomeromycota; Glomeromycetes; Glomerales; Glomeraceae
Source: the annotation of a GenBank genome assembly
AUGUAUGAUCGUAUGACAUAUCGUAAUGACGACGAUCCGGCACCACCAUAUUUCACUUAUAAAAAUAUUCCGAGAUACAUCAAAAAUCGAACAAGAUUCACAAUGCACAAGAUCAAAAACAUUUUUUACGCAGAAUCAAAAAUUAAAAAGGCAUCAUUAUACCCAUGGUCAUUAGAGAAACGUUACAAAAUUUCAAAAAAUGUUCUUGGUACAGGAUCAUUUGGUGUUGUUAAAGAAUGCACAGAUAAAUGUACUGGAAUUAAAUAUGCUUUAAAGAUCAUAAACAAAAAAGCCAUUCAAGGAAAAGAGCAGAUGUUAAACACGGAGUUGAAUGUUCUCAAAAAAGUAAAUCAUCCAAACAUUGUGACACUUCACGAUUUAUUUGAAACCAAGAAUGCAGUUUACAUCAUUACGGAUUUAGCAAGUGGAGGAGAAUUAUUUAAUCAGCUUAUUCAAAAAGGUUCAUACACGGAAAAAGAUGCGUCCAAUUUAGUAAAACAAAUACUUGAAGGGGUAGCUUAUCUUCAUGAUCAUGAGAUCGUUCAUCGAGAUUUAAAACCAGAAAAUUUAUUGUUUAGUGAUAAAUCGGAUCAUCCAAAUUUGAUGAUUACGGAUUUUGGACUAUCAAAAAUAUUAAAACAUCAUAAUGAUAUUUUAAUGACAGCAUGCGGGACUCCAGGAUAUGUGGCCCCUGAAGUUUUAAGACAAACUGGACAUGGUAAACCAGUUGAUAUAUGGAGUGUUGGUGUUAUAAUGUAUACAUUAUUAUGUGGAUAUACACCAUUCGGGGGUGAAGAUCAAGCAGCGUUAUUUGAUAGCAUCUUAUCAGGUGUUUAUUAUUUUGAAGAAGAAUAUUGGUCAGAGAUUAGUGAUUAUGCUAAAGACUUGAUUGAUAAGUUGAUGACAUAUGAUGCGAAUAAAAGAAUAACUGUUCAUGAUGCGUUACGACAUCCAUGGUUUCAUAUGGCAGAUAAUAUUGAUUUGUUAAAUAAUGUACGAACAAAUUUCUCUGCAAGGGCUACUUUAAAGAAGGCAAUUAACGUAGUUCAAGGAGUUACUCGUUUAAGAAAAACUAGUAUUCGACAACGUUAG